This is a messenger RNA of Diplodia corticola, 2394 nucleotides long. RefSeq lists its product as uncharacterized. The record is from RefSeq and is a predicted model, not a curated record. Bases 1 to 2394 code for a protein of 797 amino acids. NCBI's taxonomy places the organism in Eukaryota, Fungi, Ascomycota, Dothideomycetes, Botryosphaeriales, Botryosphaeriaceae. The transcript has a single exon.
AUGGCUCCGUCCACCGCUGAGCGAGCCCGCUCCACGCGCGCGAACCCGCAAACCCCUGCGCCCGUUGUUCCUCGCAUCAUCCCCGCCGUCCCGUUGUCGUUUGAGCGCAAGUCGAAGAAGCCGCAGCCCGAGAGUCGCGCUGCUGCGUCCGCCGACCAGCUCGCAUCAACCAUCGCUGCCGCUCCCAACCCCCAGCCUGAGCGCGUGCCCGACCGUGCUGCAGCCACCGACAACCCACCUCCACUUGCAAAUGGAAACCAGCCUCACGCCGAGACGGACAUCAUUAUGAACACAAGCGCUGUUGGGCCGUCUCCAGCUGACGCAGCGGGUACCACGUCCGACGCCGCCGCUGUGCAUGCUCCUCCAGCGGCUAAAAUUGGUGUGCUCUCCUCUUUCACGUUGAGUGCUAGUUUUUCGAGGUCGCUAAUAAAUUCCAAAGCCGAUAAAACUGCUGCCCCGGUACCUGAAUCCCACCACGAGCAGUCUCAAGAGCCUGGUCAGGCCGGCUCGCGUGAGCCGCAACACCAUCAACAAUCCGGACCCCAACCCCGCCAACAACGCCAACCCUUCGAGCUUCCUCCGCCCUUCUACCCGUCCACCGAUCGCUCUACCCCUACGUCGACUACCUCGUCCACCUUCACCCGCCCGCAACCUCCCGCCAACCCUCCGAUCAUGCACAAUCCGAGGCCCAGUGCCAACGGUAUCGUGUUCGGCGGAUAUCCCGAUUCUUCCAGUGUGUCCCCGGCACCUCCAGUCACAAACGGGAACUUCCCAUACCCUCCACCGCCUGGAGCCUACCCAGCUUCCACAAUGGUGGCGCCGCCCUACCCGUUCCCGGCUCAUGCCCACCAUUUCUCGGAACCCCACACGGCUAUGAUGCCUGCUGCCGUAGCGCCAAACGGAGUCGGCAACUUCGGCUGGAGGAGAGUGGACCAGCCUUUGCCGCUUCAUCUUCGACAGGGUCAUUCCACGCCAAACCCAAGUGUGACCAAUUCUGGCUUCUCUCCCAUCCACCCUAGCGCGGGUUACGGCCAGUCCUUCUCUCCGGUCCACAUUAACGGCUUUCAUCCUCUCUCUAGGUCAGACUCACAGGCUUCGUCACCGCGGAUCCCGGUAACGGACGAUACGCCGAGUGAGGUGCCUGUGGAGGACGCUAGCCGGAAGCGUUUCGUUCAUCCCAUUCAAAAUGGCGUGCAUUCUCGCAAAGCGCCAGCGCCGGCGCCGGCGCCAGUCUUCCCGCCGACCUACCCCCAAGGUGCGGCCGAGUUUGGCUUGCGGGCGUAUAUGCGCUCUCAGUUCAGCUCGCGUGUGUAUGCGGAUUCGGUCCUCAAGCUCUACCCCGGUGGCGGUCGCGAGGUGAUUCUCUGCUUGCCCGUGCACAGCGUCAUACUCGGCCGCAACCGCAAAUUUGCUGAUAUCAUAUCGAAGUCUCCGCCCUUCCAUUCGGAGUCUGGCUUGCGCGUUCUUAACGUGUUGGCUGAAGAUCGCUUCCUCGACGGGCCCAUAUUCGCGGAGGCAUUGAAGUAUUUGUACAGUGAGGACAUGCUCAGCCCUAUGGAUUUCCUUCAAGGCCUGGCGCCCUUCACUGGCAAUGUGACUGAAGCCCACGGAUAUGGGUCUCCGGCGCAACGGAUGAGCCAUGCCUUGGCUUAUGCGGCAGCGGGGUUCUGGCUUGAACUUCGUUGCAUUGUGAGUCGUGGACUUGAAAUUGCGAGGGAGCUUCUACGCUGGGAUACUGUCGAAACCGCACUGGGGUUUGCGCUUGACGGUGGCCUCGAUGCCAGCUGGCGUGUGGACGAUGCGGCAGAAGACUCAUCCAGUGACGACGCAUCUUCGAAGUUUGAUACGGAUUUCGCGCCCAGCUAUGGGUCGUACAGCACGCAGUUCCUGCAGACGAUCAAUGGGUUCCUGGUUCACAACUUUCCGGACGACUUCGAGCUCGACACGUCUGCAUCGCAUCUCCACGAGCUUCCGCGCAUGCCGUCAACGGAGGAUGGCAGGCCAGUCAGCCGCAACCCCCGGCUGAGCCAGAUUCGGUUCGGAGAGGUGCCGGUCGACUCGAGGGGCCCGUCGCAGCACACGACCAGUAUCCUGUCCAGCAUCCUCCUUUCGCUGCCCUUCCCGGUGCUCAAGGCAUUGCUGGAGGACUUUGCGCUCUGCAGCCGUCUCGGCAAGGGCAGGGUCGGUCGGCUGAUGCAGGUGGUGGUUGCAGAGCGCGAAGGGCGUCGCAGGAAGAUGGGCGGACAGGCCGACGAUGGCGCGAAAGCGAGCACGGUGUGGUGCGAGCGGGUGGAGCCAUGGCCACAGCACGGAUGCGGACAACGGCUCGCACGAUCGCGUCAAGACAUUGAUACCCCCGCGUCAUCGGACAACAGUCACGGGCAGAUGCACUAG